This is a messenger RNA of Hydra vulgaris (swiftwater hydra), 1564 nucleotides long. Its product is annotated as coiled-coil domain-containing protein 63. NCBI's taxonomy places the organism in Eukaryota, Metazoa, Cnidaria, Hydrozoa, Anthoathecata, Hydridae. The record is from RefSeq and is a predicted model, not a curated record.
AAAGUAAAGAAGGGAAAAUGUCAGAAGAAAAUGUAAAGGAACAAACCGAUCAUUUUACCGAUGAUACUCAAAGCGAAUUACUGCGUUUACAACGACAGUAUCGUAUUUUAGAAAACGAAAGACAAGCUUAUAAAGAAAAUUCAGAAAAUGAUUUGCGUAAACUAAAUAAAACGCUUUCUAAAUUGAGAAAAGAAAACGAUGAGCUAAAAAUAGAGUAUAAAAUAGCAUUUAGUACAAAAAAUAAAAGCAAUGAAUUUCAAAUAACUGAAGAACUUAAAAACUUGUUACUUGCGGAAAAUUGCGCGAAGCACGAUUUACUGCAAGUAACAAAAAAGCUCGAGUUAGUCAAUAAAGAUAUUAAAAAUUAUCAUAUGAAAAUUGAUUUGUUCAGAAAACAUCUCAAAGGAUUAAAAGAGUCAAAAGCUAAAGAUGAAAACAUACAAAACCUAAAUAGAAUAAUUGAGAACCGAUUAAAUGUUGCUCAUUUUAAACUAAACAACGCACUAACUAUUAACAAAAGGAAGAAACAAGAAAUUACUCAUUUAAAAAUUCAGCGAGACAGGUUCUUCGAUUUAAGAAAAAAACUCCAGGAGAUCUACAAUAAUGGUAGAACGAGAAAAAGUUUUUUAAUUGAAAACGCAAAAGCACAUUUUAGCAGCCGCGACGAGGCUCAGCACCGAUUACAAUUUCUUCGAGACCGUUCUGAUAGAGAUAUUAUAGCAUACAAUACUGAACUCAAAGAUAUAUUAAGAAUUAUAGAUCACGAAAAUAAAUUGCGUUUGUUUAUUGACACAAAGAUGGAAGAACACGCCGAAUCAUAUGACAUCAUUUUGAAGGAAAGAAUUGAAAAAAAAUUAAAUAGUAACAUUCGUGUUUUAAACAUUGAAGUUGAAAAUUAUGAAAGUGUUUUUAAUCAACUUUUUAAGGUUGAAUCGACAGAUAACAUUGACGAGAUGAUAAAUUCGUUUAAAAUAGAAGAAAAAGAGUUGUUUGCAUUAUAUAACUUUGUAAAAGAGCAAUCUAAAGAAAUCGAAAUAAACGAAAACUUGAUCGAAACAAUCAACAAACAAUCAAUUUCAUUUAAAGAUAUACAGUUGGCUAAUGAAAACAAAAUGAAUAAUUCGUUAGAAAAACUGCAAGGCAAAAAAAAAAAUUUAAAUGAUGAAAUUAUUAACACUUCCUCUAUGACAUCUGCCAAUCAACAAAAAUUAAUAAACUUGUUACCUGUGAUAGAAAAAGUAUUGAUAAAAGUACAACCGAUUCAUUCAAAAUCAACAGUUAAACUCGGGUGUUCAAAAAUCACUCAAAAUAACCUUUUGCUCUACCUGGGACAACUCGAACAAAUAACGACGGAAAUACUGCGUACCAAAACAAUGCUAUCACGAAAAUCCCCUUUAAGCGAACCUCAAAAAAGUUCUCUUUUGGUUGUUGGAAAAGAUUUACUGUACUCAGUUAAUCUUCCAAGUGUCUCAUUAGAUGUUUCUGAUUACUCUACACCAACAUCAAUUCAUGAAAACGCUCUUAAGUCAUUUCAUGAAAAUACUAUAACAUAAAUACAUUAAAA